AUGAGACUCAUUGUUCGCGAUACCAGCACGGAGACGGCCGAAUAUGUCGCCGGCUAUAUCCUCCAGCGCAUCAAGGAAUAUGAUCCAACCCCCGAACGUCCAUUCGUUCUGGGCUUGCCAACCGGUGGCAGCCCUACCGAGGUCUACAGGCUUCUUGCCGCGAGCUACAAGGCUGGCGAGGUUUCAUUUGAGAAUGUGGUCACCUUCAACAUGGACGAGUACGUCGGGAUACCACGAGACCAUCCGCAAACAUACCAUUCCUUUAUGUGGACUCACUUCUUCUCUCACGUCAACGUCCGCCCUGAGAACGUGCACAUACUCGAUGGAAAUGCCCCCGAUCUCGAGGCCGAAUGUGCGAGGUUCGAGGAUCUUAUCCAGGAAGCAGGAGGCAUUGACCUGUUCCUCGCUGGCAUCGGUGAGGACGGUCACAUCGCCUUUAAUGAACCUGGAUCCAGUCUUGCAAGUCGAACCCGGGUUAAGACGCUAGCAUAUGAUACGAUACUUGCAAACUCUCGUUUUUUUGGCAACGAUGUGAACCAAGUGCCUCGAAUGGCGCUCACGGUCGGUGUUCAAACCGUCCUAGACGCCCGAGAGGUGGUCACGUUGGCUCUUGGCGCGCGCAAGGCCGUCGCCCUCCAGAAGUGCAUCGAGGGAGGAGUGAACCACAUGUGGACGCUGUCGGGUCUUCAGCUACACCGACACUCGAUGAUUGUGGCCGACGAGGAUGCAACACUCGAGUUGCAAGUCAAGACGGUUAAAUACUUCAAGUCCAUCGAACAGAUCGCCCGCCAGCAAGGCUUUGAGCAGGGCCUGCCGAGAGGUCUCUGCAAAGGAAAGGGGGUCAACGGAGUCCAUGCCAAUGGCUCCGUUGUGGUGAAUGGGGUUCACUCUCCGGUCGCCCUGAAGCCAGCGAACAUCGAUGCUUACUUGCUUCGGGCUAAUAGUCCUGUUCUUGCUCAGCCUACAUCCAGAUCAGUCACACCGGAGCCCACCCUAGACAGUAUGGGGUCUCGUGUCGCCCGAACGUGA
Messenger RNA from Fusarium keratoplasticum, 1029 nucleotides. RefSeq names its product Glucosamine-6-phosphate isomerase. Gene Ontology annotation, cellular component: cytoplasm. Gene Ontology annotation, molecular function: glucosamine-6-phosphate deaminase activity; identical protein binding. Lineage: Eukaryota; Fungi; Ascomycota; Sordariomycetes; Hypocreales; Nectriaceae. Gene Ontology annotation, biological process: carbohydrate metabolic process; N-acetylneuraminate catabolic process; D-glucosamine catabolic process. The record is from RefSeq and is a predicted model, not a curated record. The coding region runs from base 1 to 1029 and encodes 342 amino acids. The transcript has 4 exons.